AAAAUCUCUGCGCGGCGAAGCAAAGGGGAAGGAUAUCAGCCGGUGAGUUUAUGACUUUGUAAUAAAGCAAGAAGUGACACACCCCUAGGUAGGAAACUAUGGACAGUACUAGCGGCGUUACUCCUCUAUUCCAAUCAAGUACGACUACGCCCCUUUACUUAACCACUCGCUCGGUGAAGGCGAACUAUAGUUCCUCUAACGACUAUCGGUAUUCCAGCGGUUUGGUCCCGCGACGACGGAAACGAAAGACGUUACAUCGUUCGCUCAGGAUUCUCGACAUGGAAGAACGUAAUGGGCCUCCACGGAGAGAAAUCAACGCCAAAGACGCUCUGGCGGUAAACUUAUGGAUCCUCAGACGAUACGGAGCGUGGGCGGCGGACAUCGGCAGCUCGGUACUCAGAAUUCUCUACAACGUCUACGGAGCGGCAAUGAUAACGGUGGUGACCGUCACGUAUUAUUCGACGGAGUUGGUGUACUUGUAUCUGAUUUGGGGUAACCUGGAAGCCAUUACGGAGGUUUCAUUUUUGCUCCUAACGCACCUAGCGACCGCGGUAAAGCUCGCUAAUUUCCUGAUACGUCGCGAACGCGUUGAAAAAUUGGUGUCGGAUACGUGCCAAGAGAAAUUUCUACCAAAGGACACGAAGCAUUACGAUAUUCUGAGAACGACCGUGCGGAAAGCGAACAAGGAAAAUAUCGUCUUUAAUCUGAUGUGCAUUUCCACGGUAAUGGCAUGGGCGAUCGUACCGCUAGUCGAAAACAACAAGGUGGUCCGCCGGCUACCUCUGAAAACGUGGUUUCCAUUUUCCACCGAUUCUACGCCCAUCUACGAACUGGUUUACGCCUACGAAAUAAUAGCUGUUCUGAUAAACGCCUGCAUGAACGCUAUGUUGGAUACCUUCGCUUCGGUCCUAAUGGCAGUGGCCGGUUGUCAGGUGGACGUGUUAUGCCUCAAUUUGACGUCUUUGGAUCGCUCGAGCGACAAUAUUCGCUCGGCAAAGGAGAGGCGGCUCAAAGGGUUGAUCGAAGGUGAAUCGAACAACGUUAUCGCCACGCUUUCAGUGGCUAAGAACAGAGUGGGAAAUGAGCUAGAGAAACGAAAAGAGCGUCUUCCCGUAGCGAAGGAAUUUCCCCUCGCUCGAGACGACGAUCUUUUGCACCGUCGUAUAGCCGGGUGCAUAGAACACCACGGUAGUAUACUGAGAUUCGGUAAGGAAAUUCAAGACGUAUUCGGUAUCGGAAUUCUCAUACAGUUCGCCGUUAGCAGUACCAUACUUUGCCUCACGUGUUUCGAGUUGACUUUGAUAUCGGCGACAAGCUUACAGUUUUAUUCCAUGCUGCUGUACCAGGGAUGUAUGUUGUUCCAGAUAUACUGUUACUGCUGGCACGGUAACGAGCUGAAAGUCAAGACAUCGCAAUUAACGACGGCGGCUUUUAACUGCACUUGGAUAACCAGUUCCCCAAAAUUUAAAAGCAGCUUACGAAUAGUGAUGUGUCGAGUGCAGCGUCCCAUGCAGUUGAUGGUCGGUGGAUUUUUCAGUCUUUCUCUUGAAACUUUUUCAAUGAUCCUUCGUACCGCGUACUCGUUUUACGCGGUCCUCCAGCGGGUCCACAGCAACGGUACGAACUAAACGAAGGAAGAAACCACCGUACAAACCGGCCGAUCGACCAACUUACAGCCGAGAGAAAAUUUUCGAAGAACUCGAUGAACAUCGCGCGACUCUUUCCCGGACCGCUCGCCCUCAGUUUCUCAAGUUUACACAGUUUACAAUAAGGGCGCGAGAAUAUCCACGCAGAGUAGACCCCGAAACUCGAUCCCCCGCUAGACUUUGUUCUGCGAGAAAGUGAAUAUAGCUUUGGUUAUUAAGACCCUCUUCAAAGACGGCUUUCGACUUUGAAAGCUGAGCGAUUUCGCACUGUUUUUCGUAUAUCAUAGAGUGAAUAAUUUUGUUGGUCGUUUUUUUUUAUUUUGUUUUGUUUUUUUUUGUUCCCUCCAUGUUUUCUCUUUCACCGCCGUUGAAUUAUUAUCAUCUCGAACUUCGCCUCUCGAAUAUUUGAAUCGUGAUUUAUGUAUUAAUUCUGAUAUUGUUUUGUUUGUUUUUUUCUCCUUUUUCUUUUUGUUUCUACCUCGGAUUUCACGCAAUAAUAAUCUUUCAUUUGAUUAAACCUCAUCCGCCCGGACCGCUUCCGAAGGUCUCCGACAAUUACUUUUCAUUAUUUUUAAUAAUCUUUGAGGAAUAUAUUUCAGUUUCUGUAAUUCUUUUCUUUCUUAAAACAUGUCCACCACCUAUAUGUAUCGUAAUCACCGCCUACUAAUUACGUUACGUUGUAAUUAUCACUGACUAAUUCGAGGAAUAAACGUUGUGCAGAAUGAGAAAAUGUAUAGCCGAUUAUUUGGAAAGUAUAUAAGUAUCCGAGGGCCUAAGAUUAUUAAUUCUAACACAUUUCUUCGAACUCGGUUUUUCGACGUCUGAAAACUAUCGGUGAAAUCGUGCCGAGAAAAUGAAAA
Athalia rosae (coleseed sawfly) is the source of this 2506-nucleotide messenger RNA. Its product is annotated as odorant receptor Or1-like. Gene Ontology annotation, cellular component: plasma membrane. The coding region runs from base 99 to 1628 and encodes 509 amino acids. Gene Ontology annotation, biological process: sensory perception of smell; detection of chemical stimulus involved in sensory perception of smell. NCBI's taxonomy places the organism in Eukaryota, Metazoa, Arthropoda, Insecta, Hymenoptera, Athaliidae. The record is from RefSeq and is a predicted model, not a curated record. The transcript has 7 exons. Gene Ontology annotation, molecular function: odorant binding; olfactory receptor activity.